AUGAUGAGUGCCAAGACACUAGCUCGGCUGGCCAAGAAGUGGCAGAGGGUGGCGGCUAUCAAGAGGAAGAGGCUCACCUGGUCGCCAUCAACAUCCAGAGAAGCCGGAGGGUCGUGUUCGACGGUGGCCGGCAAGGGCCACUGCGUCGUGUACACUGCCGAUGGUGCAAGGUUCGAGGUGCCCCUUGCGUUCCUCGGAACGACCGUCUUCAGCGAGCUCUUGAGGAUGUCCCAAGAGGAGUUCGGCUUCGCAGGCGUUGACGGUGGCAGAAUCACGCUGCCCUGCGAUGCAUCGGUGAUGGAGUAUGCCAUGUGCUUGCUCAGGAGAAGCGCCUCCGCAGAGAUGGAGCAAGAAACACAAGAAACUACCAUGUUGAGUGCCAAGACACUCACUCGGCUUGCAAAGAAGUGGCAGAGUGUGACGGCUAUGGGGAGAAAGAGGCUCACCUGGUCGUCAUCAAUGUCCGCAGAAGAAACCGGAGGGUCGUGCGGCACAUUGUGCUCGUCAGUGGCUGGCAAGGGUCACUGCAUCGUGUACACAGCCGACGGUGUGAGGUUCGAGGUGCCGCUUGUGUUCCUCGGCACGACCGUCUUCAGUGAGCUCUUGAGGAUGUCCCAAGAGGAGUUCGGCUUCGCAGGCGUUGACGGUGCCAGAAUCACGCUUCCCUGCGACGCAUCGAUGAUGGAGUACGCCAUGUGCUUGCUCAGGAGAAGCGCCUCCGCAGAGAUGGAGGCUGCGUUCCUCAACACUAUGGCGAUGCCAUGCCACUAUCAUGUGGAGCCACAUCUGGGAGUUAGCCAGCAUUUCGGUGUCUGCAGCUCCUGA
This is a messenger RNA of Triticum turgidum subsp. durum (durum wheat), 825 nucleotides long. NCBI's taxonomy places the organism in Eukaryota, Viridiplantae, Streptophyta, Magnoliopsida, Poales, Poaceae. The record is from the annotation of a GenBank genome assembly.